CUCACCAUGCCAUCACACUUCUCUGCUAUUCCACAGGUGCCUGCAUAAUUAGUCGAUUCGCGUCAUGGCUGUCGACGAUUUGGGUAUCACUGCAAGCGGUCUUGGCGGUGGCCUACAUUGGCAUGUUCAUCUUCAACACCCUGCCAUUUCGGGAGUGUGUGGGCAAUGUGAAGUUGGCGCUGAAUGGCUACACAGUGAUCGGCAACAGCGGUCAAGAAUGUUUGCAGCGCACCUUUUUAACACCAUUCUGGGAGAAUCCAAUGUACUUUGGCAUGUUGGCUGUUGGAUUGAUCGGCCUUUGGAUUGUGGUGAUGUUGUGCACCCACAAUGGCCGCAUUUUGCGCCGCAGUCUCUUCAUCUUCGGCAUACUAGGCUUUCUGCUGCUAUGCUGCCNUUGGUGGACUCCAACAUUUGGUUCAACGCGUUAA
Molecule: messenger RNA, 428 nt
Organism: Rhagoletis zephyria (snowberry fruit fly)
Lineage: Eukaryota; Metazoa; Arthropoda; Insecta; Diptera; Tephritidae
Source: RefSeq, a predicted model, not a curated record